Messenger RNA from Funneliformis mosseae, 741 nucleotides. NCBI's taxonomy places the organism in Eukaryota, Fungi, Glomeromycota, Glomeromycetes, Glomerales, Glomeraceae. The record is from the annotation of a GenBank genome assembly.
AUGUUACAUGGAUAUCGAAAGAAGUCUCUAUCAACUUCUGGAGCUUUAGCUGCUUUUUCCGUUGGUUUUGGAACAUUACGAAAUGAUUGGUCUGUUUUUGGCGUUGUGUUGUUAGUAUUUUAUUUCACCGGUUCAAAACUAACAAAGUAUAAAGCGGAAAGAAAGAAACAACUUGAAGAGGAAUACCUUGAAUGCGGACAAAGAACCGCAAGUCAAGUAUAUAGCAAUGCUUUAAUAGGAACAAUAUUAUCCGUUAUACACCAAUAUUAUUACGGUGAUGGAAAUUUAUCGGGAUCAUGCUUAUUAAGUGAUCAGGGAUCAAGAUUCAUCUUUUACAUGUACCUCGGGAUUUACGCAACUUGUAAUGGAGAUACGUGGGCAAGUGAACUUGGCAUUCUUAACGAAGGGUGGCCUAUCUUAAUAACUACGUUUAAAAAGGUGCCACCUGGUACAAAUGGAGGGAUUUCACCAUUAGGAUUAUUAGCUUCAAUAUUAGGUGGACUUCUAAUCGGAAUUUCGGCAACAAUAUCAUUAAUCUUAACAAAUUCAUGUCAAGGACACCCGGAAAUAAUAUUAAUUGCUUCGGUCGCUGGAUUAAUUGGUUCAUUAAUUGAUUCAUUAUUGGGAGCUACCGUACAAAUCACAAAGUAUAAUGAAAAAUCGCAUAAAGUUGCUCGUCAUGACGAUAAGGAUUCUAAGGUUGUUAGCGGGUAUGACUUAUUAAAUAAUAAUCAGAGGUGA